GCAGGGGAGGAGAGCUGGGGGCGGCCCCGACGCGCCUCGCCAGCCGUGGCAACGUCAGGCAGCCGCUGGUGAUUUGCUAGCCGCGCCGCCGAGCGCAGCUAGAGAGCCUGAGAGCGGGCGCUGCGAACUCGCCUGACGCGCCGGCGAUGCUGUUCCUCCGGCCGCCGCCGCCGCCGCUCCUCCGCCACUGCCGCCUCCUCCUCCUGCCUCCGCCGCCGCUGCUUCUUUAGCAGCCCGCAAGAGUUCCGCGGUGCAGAGCCCGCUCCAGAUCGUGCAGUGGAAAGACUCCCUAAUGCCUAGACCCCGGGAGUGUUAUGGAUCUGACUAAGAUGGGUAUGAUACAGCUCCAGAACCCCAGCCACGCCACCGGCCUCCUGCAGAAAGCCAACCAGAUGCGCUUGGCUGGGACCUUGUGCGAUGUGGUGAUCCUGGUAGACAGCCAAGAGUUCCACGCCCACCGGACAGUGCUGGCUUGCACCAGCAAAAUGUUCGAGAUCCUCUUCCACCGCAACAGUCAGCAUUACACCUUGGACUUCCUCUCGCCAAAGACAUUCCAGCAGAUCCUGGAGUACGCCUACACGGCGACCUUGCAGGCUAAAGUCGAAGACCUGGAUGACCUUCUUUACGCUGCUGAGAUCCUGGAGAUUGAGUACCUUGAGGAGCAGUGCUUGAAGAUCCUGGAGACCAUUCAGGCAUCGGAAGACAACGACGCCGAGGCCAACAUGGCUGAUGGCAGCACCGAAGAGGAAGAAGACCGGAAGUCAAAGUACAUUAAAAACAUACUCAUCUCCAAGCAUUCCAGUGAAGAGAGUGGCUACUCUAGCCUGGCCAGCCAGAGCCUGAUGGUGGAGCAGAGCCCCUCGGUCUCCACCUCCUUUGGACUCUCGGCCAUGAGCCCCACCAAGGCAGCCGUCGACAGCCUCAUGUCCAUCGGCCAGUCCUUGCUGCAAGGGGCGCUGCAGCACAGCGGCCCUGAAGACUUGCACUCUGCCAGCGGCCGCCACCCAAACCUGUCCGAGGUGAAGACAGAAGCGAUGCAGGUGGAGGAGGCCUCCAGCCACGAGAGCCUGAGGACGGCUGACUUGAGCGCUUCCAUAGGGGACAAAGGCGAUGACAAGAGCAAGCAAGGGCCCGGCACCCCCACACGCAGCAGCGUCAUCACAAGUGCCCGCGAACUUCACUACCCCCGUGACGAGAAUGCUGAUCAGUCCUCGGAGGUGGUCCAAGGCCCACCGGCUGGGCCAGAUCUCAUGGUUUCCCACGGCGACAAGACGAUGGGCAUCUACCCCGUGCUACCCAAUCACAAAGGCGACUCCAUGCUCAGCAUCCCGUCCUCCAUGGCACCCGCUCUGCACGUUCAGCCGGCUCUUGCGGUGUCUAUGGACUUUAGCGCCUACGGGGGGCUCCUCCCACAAGGCUUCAUCCAGAGAGAGCUGUUCAGCAAGCUCGGGGAACUGGCUGUGGGUAUAAAAACUGAGAACCGAGCCAUUGGCGAACAUUGCAGCGUCUGUGGGGCAGAGCUUCCGGACAACGAGACAGUAGAGCAACACAGGAAACUGCACAGUGGGAUGAAGACUUAUGGAUGUGAAUUGUGCGGGAAAAGAUUCCUUGACAGCCUGCGGCUCCGGAUGCACUUAUUGGCUCAUUCAGCGGGUGCCAAAGCCUUUGUCUGUGACCACUGUGGAGCUCAGUUCUCAAAAGAAGAUGCUCUGGAGACCCACAGGCAGACCCACACUGGCUCGGACAUGGCCGUCUUCUGCCUGCUCUGCGGGAAACGAUUCCAGACACAGACCGCCCUGCAGCAGCACAUGGAGGUGCAUGCCGGUGUGCGCAGCUACAUUUGCAGCGAGUGCAACCGCACCUUCCCCAGCCACACAGCCCUCAAGAGGCACCUGCGGUCCCAUACAGGUGACCACCCAUACGAGUGCGAGUUUUGUGGCAGCUGCUUCCGGGACGAGAGCACUCUGAAGGGCCACAAGCGCAUCCACACUGGAGAGAAGCCCUACGAAUGCAACGGCUGUGGCAAGAAGUUCAGCCUCAAGCAUCAGCUGGAGACCCACUACAGGGUCCACACAGGUGAGAAGCCCUUUGAGUGCAAGCUCUGCCACCAGCGGUCCCGAGACUACUCUGCCAUGAUCAAGCACCUCAGGACCCACAACGGAGCCUCCCCGUAUCAGUGCACAAUCUGCCUGGAGUACUGCCCGAGUCUUUCUGCCAUGCAGAAGCACAUGAAAGGCCACAAGCCGGAAGAGAUCCCCACCGACUGGAGGAUAGAGAAGACCUAUCUGUACCUUUGCUAUGUCUAACAGGACAAGAGGAGGGAUGGAGGGAUGAAGCUGGGAAGGACUGGGCAAAACCAACCACCCCCCUAAGUGGUCUCUCGUCUCCCUUCUCUCCUUUUCCCUU
Molecule: messenger RNA, 2406 nt
Organism: Lacerta agilis (Sand lizard)
Lineage: Eukaryota; Metazoa; Chordata; Lepidosauria; Squamata; Lacertidae
Gene: ZBTB16
Product: zinc finger and BTB domain containing 16
Exons: 7
Coding region: 315-2306 (663 amino acids)
Biological process (GO): regulation of transcription by RNA polymerase II
Molecular function (GO): protein binding; DNA-binding transcription factor activity, RNA polymerase II-specific; RNA polymerase II cis-regulatory region sequence-specific DNA binding
Source: RefSeq, a predicted model, not a curated record